Apus apus (common swift) is the source of this 1684-nucleotide messenger RNA. RefSeq names its product adrenomedullin (gene ADM). Lineage: Eukaryota; Metazoa; Chordata; Aves; Apodiformes; Apodidae. Gene Ontology annotation, biological process: positive regulation of heart rate; adenylate cyclase-activating G protein-coupled receptor signaling pathway; regulation of systemic arterial blood pressure. The transcript is spliced from 4 exons. Gene Ontology annotation, cellular component: extracellular region. The record is from RefSeq and is a predicted model, not a curated record. The coding region runs from base 110 to 640 and encodes 176 amino acids. Gene Ontology annotation, molecular function: hormone activity; adrenomedullin receptor binding.
GCACACAAAGAAGGAGUUCUCGAUCCUCAGGAAACCCUGCAACUUCGGAUCACUACUACAAGAACAUUUCUCUCAGUGGAUUAUCCUCACUGUCAGGAGCCCAGCCAGAAUGAAACUAGUUCACGUAGCGCUGCUCUAUCUCGGCUCUGUAACCUUCUUCGGGGUGGAUGCUGCACGGGUGGACGUAGCGACAGAGUUCAAAAGAAAAUGGACGAAAUGGGCACUGAGCCGAGCCAAGCGGGACGUGAAGCUUUCGGUCGCGCUCCAAGGGCUGGGGGCAGCCGCCGAAGUGCAGCCGCUCAUACGGACCCAGGACGUGAAGGAGGAUCCCCGAGUCCCGCACCCCAGCAGCCGGGAGGAUGCUCACAUCCGCGUCAAGCGCUACCGCCAGAGCAUUAACAGCUUCCCCUACUUCCAGCUGGGGGGGUGCCGGUUCGGGACGUGCACGGCGCACAAUCUGGCCCACCAGAUCCACCAGCUGACCGGCAAGAAUAAGGACGACGCCGCUCCCCCCAGCAAGAUCAGCCCCCAGGGCUACGGCCGCAGGCGGCGCUCCCUGCCCGAGCACCGCAGCCCGGCGUCCUCCCUUCGGGCCGGGCGGCGGCCCCGGACGCCCCUCGCCUCCGUUCUGGGAGUCUGAGCGCCGCACUAGUCGGCCGAGCCCGUCUCGGAUGGAUGGACUGAGGCAGGGACGCUCCCUCCGCCCGCCGCCGCUCGGGAGCCGCCGCUCGGAUCCGUGGAUAGCGCCCGUCCGGGCGGGACCCCGGCGCGCCCUCCGCCCCGCGCGGGGAGCCGGCCAGGGGAAGCUGUGAAGGCCGCGUCCGGCCGGGAACGCGCGGGGACUGCUCCCUCCGCCCGCCGCAGCGGCGGGUCGGUGACUGACUGCUUACCCUCCCCGGGCCAGGCACCGCCGGUCCUGCGCCCGCCGCCGGCUGCGACUGGAAGGCGCCCGGCCCGCAGCCGCCAGAGGCGCCGCUGCCCCUCCGGCCGCCAUGUCGCCCCCCCUGCCCCGCCACUGCACCCGGGGGGACCGGGCCUUCCUUGCCAGCGAUCUGCGCUCAGAGCUGCCCCGGCGCCGUCUGCCCCGAGGAGGGGUUGCUCAGGGGAGCCCCGCGGCCGGGGGGACCCGCUGGCGGGCGCCGGCUGCUGCUGCGGCACCUCCGAGCCCGGGAGCCGCGGCCCCGACCUCGCCCUCUGCCCCCGGUGUUCGAGGGGACGCGUUCGGCCCCCAGCACGGACAGGUCGCCCACAUCUGCUCUACCCUCUGCGUUAUCUGCACCCGGCAGGGAAUCGAACACUCACUAGUCCCUGCGGGGACUGCGAUAUACUUGAACGUCACAGAGAGGAAAAGUGCAAUUGUACGUGGUUUUUGUUAAUUAUAAGUGCAGUGUGCGUGGAUCAUGAGAUACGUAUCGGUAUUUAAGGUUGUUCUGUGUCAUGUCCUGUUUGUAUCUUUUUUUUUUUUUUGAAAAUAUUUUAUUUUUAUACGGUUUAUAUAUAUAUAUUGCAUAAGGGCAUUUUAAAACAUUGUAUCCCCUCUAUUUUUCAUAUCGUGAAUGUCAAACGUUAAACUUUUUUCAUACCUUUUUUUAUCUUGCAUUCCAGACUGGUGAAAGAUGUAGAGAAUGUAUCAGCUAUUCUCCAUGGGUAAUAUGUGAAAUAAAAUAAACACUAUUGCGUAAAA